UCUCUUCCCUGCUCAUUGCAGGGAAAAGUCUCCCCCAUCUUGAAUCUCUUUUAAUCACCAUAUAUGGAAAUCCAAAAUCAGAUGAUGAUCGAUGGUGGCCAAGAAGAGAUCAAGAAUAUGAUGAAGAAGAAACGGUCACGUGGUUUGCAUGUGAUCGGUGUGGUUUUGUACAUGCUUCGCCGUCGGAGGAGGAGGAGCAAGCCGUUUAAUAACGGGUUUUGGGGAAAAUUUGUCGAGUCCUUUCGUCAGUUGAAAAUCGACGAUAUUAAGACACUGCCAUCGUCAAAUAUUACGGUAAUGCUACCAUCGUCUUCUCCGGCGGCCAUGGAGGAGGUUGCGGCGAGUAGUGACGAUCAGAUAUCGGAGAUGGUCGAGGUUUUCACGGCGACGUCUAGUUCUUGCUCUUCGGGAAUCGCGGGAUAUGGAUCAGCAAAGUCGUUGCGCGAUAUGGAUUGUCUCGAUGAAGAUGAUGAUGAUGAUGAUGAAUAUUAUGGUAAUGAUGAUGGAGGUGAUGAGAUGAUUGAUGCGAAAGCUGAGGAGUUUAUAGUGAGAUUUUAUGAACAAAUGAGGGUGCAAAACCAGGCUUAUACAGAACGUUACAAAGCUAAAUCAGAGAUGAUGAUGGUCUAAAACGCAUAUUGUAAUUCUA
Camelina sativa (false flax) is the source of this 649-nucleotide messenger RNA. RefSeq lists its product as uncharacterized. NCBI's taxonomy places the organism in Eukaryota, Viridiplantae, Streptophyta, Magnoliopsida, Brassicales, Brassicaceae. The record is from RefSeq and is a predicted model, not a curated record.